CAGUUGACACAGAUAAAGAGGGGAAACAACUCUUGAGUGUUGUGGACUUUGGUGGACAGUGCGCCUAUUACGCGUGUCAUCAGGUCUACCUCAGUAGAAGAGCUUUUUAUCUUCUCGUCAUUGACAUGUCUAAAGCAUUUGAUGAGAAAGUUGACCCAAAACUCUGUGAACAGGCAGGGACAAUGUUUACUGACUGGUCUUAUGGGGAAUACCUGUUGUUUUGGUUGAAGUCAGUGCAUACCUACUGUGACAAUGACGCCCCAGUGAUCAUCGUUGGAACACAUUUAGACGAAGCCAAAGCUCAGAACUCUGAUAUCCUCUACAACAACAUCCUGGAUUAUCUAAAGUUCGACAAACAUCUGAAGUCACACCUGAAUAGGAAACGAUGUUUAGUUCUAGGCUUUAAAUCCGAUGGUUCUUCAUUCCACGACACGCUUUCUGAACUAGAGAAAUGCAUGGUUUCAAUUGCAAAAGAAGAGAGAUGGAAAGAAUCCAUUCCUACAGACUGGGCACUAUCUGAAGUCGUACUUGGAGAACUGAGAAGACGGAAAGUGAGAAUAAAGUCUGUAAAGGAAUUAUCAGAGAAAUGUUUUGGGGAAAACAAAGAGAAAUACACACAAAUCCGCGAUAUUCUGAAAUUUUAUCACGAUAUAGGCGUUAUACUACACUUUGACGAAAGUUCGCUUGCCGAAACUGUUAUCAUUGACAUCCAGUGGUUUGUUGAUUCCUUCAAGAACAUAAUAACCGAUCCAAACCAUAUCAGGGAUUUUGUCGACAACGAUAGCGAUUGGUAUUCCUUUUACAUAAGUGGUCAUAUACUGGACAGACUUUUAACCGAUAUUUGGAAUAGUCGGCACUUUGAAAUGAACCGCUGGGAAAGGAAUCAAAACAAAGCAAACUUGUUGCAAUAUAUGCAACGACUUGGUCUUAUUGCAGUUGGGACAUAUGCACAUUACAUCCCCUGUAUGAACAAGCGGAGCUUUGGUAUGCAAGAAGAGAACUUUUUCCACACCAUCCAAAGUAAAACAUCAGUACUGGUCUUUCGAUUUCAAUUUUUGCCAUAUUUUUUUUUAUUUCCGGCUCAUUGUUGCUUGUUUGACGAAAACCAAUGGCGAAUGGAUCGUUUUAGAAGACAACGGACUCUGCUUAUAUAAAAACGUGGCUUGUUUUGUAUAUAAGCAACAUGCAAUAGCUCUCGCUGUGAAUAGAUGUUCAAUUCAGCUUCAGGUUUUUCAACCUAGCAAAGAUGUAAUUGUGAAAGAUGUUACUCUAGAAAUCCGUGACAAUAUUGAAAGAUUGCUGAACGGUCUGACCAGUAACUUUCACAAGAAAGUGAUGUACACUGUAGGAUACCAAUGUUCAAAACAGGAAGUGUUUCGUGAACAUGAUGACUGUUUUGUCGAAGAGAGAGACAUUCAUGGGAAAGGAAAAAUCACUUGCCCAAAGCAUGGAAUGAUUAAUCAUCAUAUUCUGAGUGAAUCUACUCUUUUGAUUUAUUGGAAGCAGGAUGUCCUAGCUGAGAUAACAGAUUUGGAUGAUCUCAUGGACAGAGAUGAGUGCACCAGUCUGUCUGAGCCUGAGUUAAGGAAAUUUAAUUUCAAGACUUUUGACGAACUCACAAAGAUUGGACGAGACGCACUCCAACUUUAUUUUGACAGAAUAUUUCCACCAAUGGACUUGGCCACUGUACUCACCAAUAACAAACAAAGACUACAUCAAGGACAUCAGAGGCUGGAUACAGACCAAUGUACUCUUCUAAUUCCAGAUAAUGACUUGCCAUAUUUGAGCGGAUACGACAGAAAACGGGAGCUAACUGGCUCUUGCCCGAGUCAUGGAUCACAUACUUCGUAUUUUGAUACAGGAGACAUUUUUUUUUUUAAUUCAGCUUCAUAUUUUGUACCUUUUAAACCAAAUUUUUCAAUAAAUGAUGGACACAUUUUAUUCUACAUGUUUCUUUUUUCAAUACAGUUGAUCUAAAUGCAAAAUAAAGCAUAUUGCGGCCUGGCUACCCCCCCCCCUCCCAACCACAUCAUUUUCGCUUUGAAACGACUCUCAACUUUCAUUGAUAAAUAACAAGACACAUUUGUCAAAGUUUCAUUUUUAAUGAAUUGAAAAGAGCAAUUUAAUGGAAUUUGUAAGAAAUGCACAUAUCUACAGAGUAAAAUUGGAAUUUAAUCUCUAAGCAAAAUUGCGCCGAAUUGAAUUACUAAACAACUGACUGAAACAAGAUUGUAAAUGCAUGACAUCAUCAAGAAGAGCCAAUCAAAUGAUUUUCAAGCAAUUGAAUUUGGUACCGAAUAGUUUAUAAGUACAUAUUUUCAAUAUUAGCCAAAUGGUAAAAUCAUAAACCAUAGAUAAAAUUCAAAAUAAAGUGUAAAUUUGAGUUUUAAAUUCAAGGUGAAGAUUAAAUAAAAAGGAUGGGUGUUUUAAUACAAAUAAUAAAAAUUUUAAAAAAUUAUCUGAAAGUUUAGAAUUUAUUUAGAGAUUAAUUUCCAUGAUGGCAGAAUAACCUUCAAAAAUGUGCCAGUUAUAUACAUCAUAGAAACACCAUGAAUUUCUGUAAUUAUGCAAAAAAUAUCAUUGCAAGAAACUCCAAAGACCCACAUUCAUCAAAUACGACAGGAAAAACAGGACAACAACAGCUAAGUAAAUUCAGCAACACCGUGCCAGUGGCUAAGAGGUAUGGAUUUUACCAAAAUGUCAUGCAGAAAUACCCCAAAAUGUAUUUACCAUUCACAUUAUUUUCCACAAAUCUGCCACGAUUACAAAAGUAUAUAACAAAUGCUAA
This is a messenger RNA of Ostrea edulis (European flat oyster), 2788 nucleotides long. RefSeq lists its product as uncharacterized. Lineage: Eukaryota; Metazoa; Mollusca; Bivalvia; Ostreida; Ostreidae. Bases 1336 to 1977 code for a protein of 213 amino acids. The record is from RefSeq and is a predicted model, not a curated record. The transcript has 6 exons.